AUGGAUGAGAAGCCUUCCACCAGGAAAGUUCCUGAAUUCUGUUCAUUACGCUAUGGACUGGCUCUCAUCAUGCACUUCUCAAACUUUACUGUGAUAACCCAGCGUGUGAGUCUGAGCAUUGCAAUCAUUGCCAUGGUGAAUAGCACUCAGCAGCCUGCUUUAUUCAAUGCCUCCACAGAAAGAUCUCUUGCAUUCACCCUCAAUCACCCCAACAGAUCCACCAAGGAAUUUAAUUCGGGAGCCUCUGUAUAUGAAUGGAGCCCAGAGACUCAGGGUAUCAUCUUUAGCUCCAUCAACUAUGGGAUAAUACUGACUCUGAUCCCAAGUGGCUAUUUAGCAGGGAUAUUUGGAGCAAAGCAGAUGCUUGGUGCUGGUUUGCUGAUCUCCUCCCUUCUCACCCUCUUUACACCACUGGCUGCUGACUUUGGAGUGAUUCUGGUUAUUGUGAUUCGGACAGUCCAGGGCAUGGCCCAGGGAAUGGCAUGGACAGGUCAGUUUACAAUUUGGGCAAAAUGGGCUCCCCCACUUGAACGAAGCAAGCUCACCAGCAUUGCGGGAUCAGGGGCAGCAUUUGGGUCCUUCAUCAUCCUCUGUGUGGGGGGACUAAUCUCACAGGUGUUGGGCUGGCCUUUUAUCUUCUACAUCUUUGGUAGCAUUGGCUGUGUCUGCUGUCUCCUGUGGUUCAUGGUGAUUUAUGAUGACCCCAUGCAUCACCCAUGCAUAAGCAUCAGGGAAAAGGACCACAUCGUGUCUUCACUGGCUCAACAGUCCAGUUCUCCUAGACGAUCCAUCCCCAUAAAGGCUAUGGUCAGAUGCCUACCACUUUGGGCCAUUUUCACGGGUUUUUUCAGCCAUUUCUGGUUAUGCACCAUAAUCAUAACUUACCUACCAACGUACAUCAGUUCUGUGCUCCAUGUCAACAUCAGAGAUAGUGGGGUUCUGUCCUCCCUGCCUUUUAUUGCUGCCUCAAGUUGUACGAUUCUAGGAGGUCAGUUGGCAGAUUUCCUUCUGUCCAGGAAUCUUCUCAGAUUAAUCACUGUCCGAAAACUCUUUUCAUCCCUAGGGCUCCUCCUUCCAUCGCUGUGUGCUGUCGCCCUGCCUUUUGUGGCUUCCAGUUACACAACAACUAUUAUUUUGCUGAUACUUAUUCCUGGGACCAGCAACCUGUGUGAUUCAGGAUUCAUCAUCAACACCUUAGAUGUCGCUCCCAGGUAUGCAAGUUUCCUCAUGGGAAUCUCAAGGGGAUUUGGGCUCAUCGCAGGAAUCAUCUCUUCUACUGCCACCGGAUUCCUUAUCAGUCAGGAUUCUGUGUCUGGCUGGAGGAAUGUCUUUUUCCUUGCUGCUGCUGUCAACAUGUUUGGCCUGGUUUUUUACCUCGCAUUUGGACAAGCAGAAAUCCAGCACUGGGCCAAAGAGAGGACUCUUACCCGUCUCUGA
Mesoplodon densirostris (Blainville's beaked whale) is the source of this 1437-nucleotide messenger RNA. It is a transcript of the gene SLC17A2, whose product is annotated as solute carrier family 17 member 2. Gene Ontology annotation, molecular function: transmembrane transporter activity. The record is from RefSeq and is a predicted model, not a curated record. The transcript is spliced from 11 exons. Gene Ontology annotation, biological process: transmembrane transport; monoatomic anion transport. NCBI's taxonomy places the organism in Eukaryota, Metazoa, Chordata, Mammalia, Artiodactyla, Ziphiidae. The coding region runs from base 1 to 1437 and encodes 478 amino acids.